AUGAGCGCGAUACAGGGCAAGAAGUUCACCCAGCGCAACGUCUUCUACCUUCGAGCCUCGCCCUACGUCGUCCUCCAAACCAUUCUUUACCUGGACUACCGCCAUGUGGAAUGGAUGAACCUCAACCCGGCGAUCCUCACCCAGGUGCUUUCGAUCCUUCGCACUCGCAUCAUGCCGAAACUUCGCAAAGAGUCCGACUCAUCUGGCAAGCUCUCGGCCAUGAGCAAGAAGGAGCGAGUCGAUGUCUACUCGGAUCGCGACUUCCAGGUGGCCUACUUCUUCAGGAGGAUGGACGACCGACAUUCGGUGCUGCUCAAGGAGAAGAGUCUGAUCUUUCCGAGCGAUCCGACUCUCGGCGAAGUCAAGGUGGAGGAAGAAGGCGAUGGAAAUCUGCAUGCGCCGAUUCCGAGGGCGACGCCAGCGCCAGAGAGGGCGGCCAGUGUCGCGGCAGGAACAGGUGUCAGGGAUGGAGAGAGCAGCGAUCAGCCUAUGAGGAUCAAAGACUCUCCCGAGGCGCAGGAGAUGGCAGCUUCAUCGUCGAAUGCGAGCAUGGCGACAUUGUCAGGAGCAGAGGACAGUGCACUUUUCAGAGGAGGUGCAGCAGAAGACGAUGCUCUUUCGAUGCCACCGCCGGCGAGCACAAGCACACGGAGAAGCAGGGCCGGCAGCAGCACAGCAAGCGAAGGGAGUCGACGAUCGAAGCGGGUCCGCAUUCAAGAUGAUGUCGACGUCAAGCCGGAUCCUGCAGCUGCGCUAGCGAUUGAUGAUGCAACAGCAGACGCGACUGCGCUGCUUCACGAAGGCGUCGAUGCUGCGGACGACGCACCCAUCAUCAUAACAGAAGAGGACGAAGAAAAGAUGAAACCAAAGCUGCAUGUCAAGUAUGCUGGCUUUCGAAUCUUCGGCAAGCUCCUCGUCCUCGUGGUCGAGCCAUCCAAACGUACUCUCGCAGCCCACCCGGAGCUCUUUGGCGAGAAAAAGACGACCGAGAUCCGUCAGCUCUCGGUUGCUCCACGAUCGAUGACUCCUGGCAUUGCCAACAACCGCUCGGGAUCAGUGCAAGGGCGGUUCACUUCUCUCGAGCCAGCGGAGCGAUCGAGCCGAAACGCCAGCAUCGGGAGGGGGUCUACCCCGCUCUUCCGUGGUGCGACGCCGGCAGAAAGCGAAGUGGGAGGCUCACCUAGUCCGAUGCGAGGAUCUGCCACUCCUGCUCCGCGCGGCACGAGUGUGCUGAGCACCGACGCAGUGGGCACGGUGGAGGACCAGAGUGGUGAGACGGAAGACGAUGGACCGACAAUAGGCGAACUGGAGGGCAUCGAGCUGGCAACACAAAUGUUGGCGAGAGAGGAGCAGACCAUGGGCGGCAACGAUAUCGAGGAAGGCGACUGA
This is a messenger RNA of Kalmanozyma brasiliensis GHG001, 1389 nucleotides long. RefSeq lists its product as uncharacterized. The transcript has 2 exons. NCBI's taxonomy places the organism in Eukaryota, Fungi, Basidiomycota, Ustilaginomycetes, Ustilaginales. Bases 1 to 1389 code for a protein of 462 amino acids. The record is from RefSeq and is a predicted model, not a curated record.